Molecule: messenger RNA, 6431 nt
Organism: Sinocyclocheilus anshuiensis
Lineage: Eukaryota; Metazoa; Chordata; Actinopteri; Cypriniformes; Cyprinidae
Product: zinc finger protein GLIS2-like
Exons: 7
Coding region: 955-2421 (488 amino acids)
Biological process (GO): regulation of transcription by RNA polymerase II
Cellular component (GO): nucleus
Molecular function (GO): DNA-binding transcription factor activity, RNA polymerase II-specific; RNA polymerase II cis-regulatory region sequence-specific DNA binding
Source: RefSeq, a predicted model, not a curated record
AUAAAAAGCUUUAUUACCAUGCCAAUAAAAAUGUUCAGAGCGCUGGAGGGAGGAAGGGAGGGGAGUUUGUUUGGAUGGGAGCCCAGGCCGGCCUCCUCAGCGCUGGACGGGGCGGAGCAGCACACAUGCGCUGAGCUGGCAGAGUCACAGUCAGUCAGGGCUGAUCCCUCCGCCCGCUGCGCCCGAGGAGAGGAGAGGAGACACGGACAGGCUCGAGUCCGGGGUGCUGGAGACCCAACUCAUCACACACUGUCUCCAAGGACAACAUUCAGGCCCCAGGACUGGAAACGACCAGAGGAAAUCGCGAACCCGACACGGAGACACCAUCCGGACACGAAGCUGAAAAGGGAGACGUCUCCUCUCCAUCGCCUUUUGCGCACGACCACCCAUUAAAAACCCCUCUGGACCAGCGUCGCCAGCAAGCGAUGCACCUUGAUGCCAAGACAACGAUCACUCCGAUCGGUUUCUGUUUGUUUUUUUAGCGCAUCGUUCUUAAGCAGUCAUUCCAGAGUCGAUAAUAACAGUACGGACACUGUGUUGACACACACACACACACACACACACACGCAUUUAACGGGUUUCUUCUUCAUGAGAAUAUCCUCAUGGCCUGAAACUGACAUAAACUACUAAAUCCGUCGCAUUCACUCUGGAUUGACGCCUUUUUUAUCCUCGCAAGUCUUGAGUUUUCUGCUCUUCCGAACACUGUCAUGCGUGUCCAGACAACAGUCUGAUGCUCUCAGACAGCAGUAGAUUAUUCAGCCACUGGUGACAGUGUUUUACAGGUCUUUUUGCAUAAUCUGCCGGGCCUUGCUUAAAAACUGACUCCUUAUUUUGCAAUCCAAGGGAAUUGGAGCAAACAUCCCCUCUGGAAAGUUUAAGGUGGAGACCAGUGCUGGGCCAUAACACAUCCAGGAGGUUUUACAGAAGGUUGCAGGCUCUGGACUGCAUGCCAUCAUGCUGUCCUUAGACGAGCCACUGGACCUGAAAGUGCCGAGGGGGCGGGUCAGUGGGCGGGACAGAGGCGCCAGGUCUCCGCCCACUCUCACUCCCUCUCCCAUUCACGCUAAGGGGGCGGGGCAGCUGCGGAUGGCAGACGACGGGACCGCAGUCAUCAUUCCAGCGUCUCCUGCCUCUCCACACACAGGUGUCCUGCAGGAUAAAUUGGAGACCCCCACACCGCCCGCUGUGGACCUCAGCAUGUCCCCGUCCUCCAGAAACACCGCCUGCUCUCCGGAUCUCUCCAAUGGAAACGGCUCAGCUCCCGUUUUCCCCGGGGACUUGGCUCAUAUCCGUUACGUGGAGGGAGGGGUGACGUCUCAAGCGUUCCAGUUCUUCGUGCCCAUUGGAGGAGGUGGAGGGCUUCACCUGCCUUCCUCAAUGUUCAUUCGGCAGCCCAAGGACACACGAGCUUCUCCAGACCUCUCCGCAGAUGAACAGCUGGCCUGUCGCUGGAGGAAGUGCCACCUACUUUUUGACUCCUUGCAAGACCUGGUGGAUCACGUCAAUGACUUCCAUGUAAAACCUGAGAAGGAAUCUGGGUACUGUUGCCUCUGGGAGGGAUGUGCACGCAAAGGACGGGGAUUCAAUGCCAGGUACAAGAUGCUGAUACACAUCCGUACUCACACCAAUGAGAAACCUCACCGCUGUCCCACCUGCAACAAGAGCUUUUCCCGCCUGGAGAACCUCAAGAUUCACAACCGCUCACACACAGGAGAGAAGCCAUACAUCUGUCCCUACGAGGGCUGCAACAAGCGCUACUCCAAUUCCAGUGACCGGUUCAAACACACGCGUACGCACUAUGUGGACAAGCCCUACUACUGCAAGAUGGUGGGCUGCUUGAAACGCUACACAGAUCCCAGCUCCCUGAGGAAGCAUAUUAAGGCUCACGGGCACUUUGUCGCCCAGGAGCAGGGAGGUCCGGGUGGGGUGGGCUCUCUGAUGAAGCCGGGGCAGAUUGCAGGGGCAGGGAAAGAAUCUGAGCUGACUUACGUCAGUGGGGCCCACAUCAUCAUUCCUGGUGCUGCCGCUGCUCUCCUGGGCGGUCACCAUCUGCAGGGUCUUGGAGGCUCCCUCCCCUUCUCCCCCCUCAGUCCCCACCCCUUGGACUUGAGCACACUGGGCUGCCCAAGCUCCCCUCCAGCUGGGCUUGGGAAGACCUCCAUCCUGUCCUUCAGUGGUUCCCCGCUUGGCCUGGCCAAGUCACCCUUGCUGUCUCAUACCUUCUCAUCUUCCAUGUUGGGGUUGCCCAUGGUGCCUAUUUUGGGCUCGGAGCACAGGGACCAUGGCAAGGGCAAGGCCAGAGGUGAGGACGAGAUCCACGGCGGAGUGCUCAACUUGUCUACGGGGGCAUCCCAUGACCCCCUGUCUUGGGUUGUCAUCCCUUCUGGCCCGGUGGUGCUGAAGCCAGCUGUGGUCAACUGAGCGCCACAUUCCAGAGAAACGGCAGGGGAAGGGUGGGGGUGGAACAGGGGUCAGAGGUCAGAUGCAAGCCUAUGGGGGGGUUUUCUCAAAGCAAAUGCGUUUCUGCUUGGAGGUGACACCAUCUUCAACUUUUAGCGCUACUUCAGUUCUAAUUUGUACCUUAUGGUCGGACACAGCUACCUGUUUCUUGUGGUAAUAAGGAUGGUAUCUUGAAGUGAAAUUAUCGUAACAAUCUAGAAAGUGGCCAAACACUCACCUCCAUUCCAUUCUCAUUCUUUCUGGCUUAUCUUAUUACCAGGGUUAUCCAAUCUUGCUCCUGGAGAGUUUAGCUCCAACUUGCUCCAAUACACCUGCUUGAAAGUUUUGAGUAAUCCUGAAAGAGCUUGAUUAAUUGUGUUUAAUUAGGGUUGGGGCUAAAGUAGUGGUGGGCAAAUCUGGCCCUCAAAGUCCACUUUCCUGCAGUUUAGUUACAACCCUCACUAAACACAAACUAAACUAAUCAAAGUCUAUAAGAUUACUAGAUAAAUUACAGCCAGGUGAGCUUGUUGGAUGUAAACUCUGCAGGACAGUGGACCUUGGGGGCCAGGGUUGCCCUUCCCUGGUCUAAACUCUGAAGAAAGGUGGCCCUCCAGAAGCAGGAUCGGAACCUAAGUCUUAUACACUUUGUUUUCUGUUUUAUGAGAGCACUGAUCUAAACGGCAGACUUCAGAAUCUGUGCCCUUGCUUCAAGAGACAAAUGUAUUUACGCGUAAGAGAAACCUUUGGACGACAGUGUACGCAACACACUAAAGACACAAAUGUAUGCUAUUAUUCUUCUGACCUUCAAGCCAUUCCGUGCGUUAUGAAAAGACCUCUGAGCGUAGCGAGCUAGAGAUCUUUGAGGCUAAAUCGCAUGGGCUUGGUCAGUUUUGCAAAGGGGUGCUGAGGUCAUAGGUCAGGUGAGAGCAGCUCGUUUACUUGCAGUCAAUCAACAUCUGUUGUACCUUUUAGACCAGUAGUGUCCAGUUCUGGCCCUUAUAUGCCACUUUUCUGCAGAGCUCAGCUCCUACACACAAGUUUCUAGUGAUCCUGAAGACCUUGCGUAGCUGGUACAGGUGUUUACACUUAGGGCUAGAGCUAAACUUUGCCGGACGGUGGCCCUUUAGAAGCAGGAAUGGACACCACUGCUUCAGACUGUCCCGAGUCCCACCUCGGUCAGCGGGUGCCCUCUGCAUCCCUUGCAAGUGAACUUCCUUAGCUCAAUGCUAUUGCAAGCUAUAUGAAAAACCUUGCAUUUGCUGCUAGCUGUGUCACUGCAAUGUAAGCAUAUGUCUUUGAAUAAAAAUAGACAAAGUAUGAACGACAAUCUGUCCUCUGAGGAGGAGGAAAUAGAAACCUUGACUAGCUCUAUUUUGUUGAAUAAGAGAUUUACAGACACAAGGCUCAGACUGACUGAGUUUUAAGUCAUACAAGGGCACAAACUCACUAAGCGGUCAUGCUAAUGCCCCAUAGGACAUGGCACUGUUGUAAAUAGUGCCAUCUUAUGGUCAUCACUUGUACUGCACACUACUAGCUGAAUCAAGGGCCAGAUUUAAUAUUGUCCUGCUUUGCCGUAUACUAGAACGGCAGGGUAAAACAAAGGACCUUUGGCUGAUGCAUAAUAGUGGAAUGUUAAAAAUAACCGUUAUCCACAACCCAGUGGACAUGCUGACACUUGCAAUACACCAGUUUAAGUGUACUUCAACGAUUAAGGGCCUAGUUUGCUUAAAAUAACUUUGCUUUCACGGUUUGCCCCAUGUUAAAUCACUGUGCUAAAAAUCUAAUCGUAAACCCAGAGAUUAAAGUAGGGACUUAAUAAUAAAGUGUAGAAAGCACUAUUCAGGUGGCCAAAAGAUAGCAUUUUGAUUUAAGACCCUUUCACAUGACCCACAUCAACGUUCCCCAAUGCAUCAAACUCUAGAGCGAGGUGUCAAGUUUCAGCAUUACUCCUGACGCCACCUUACACAAAUGGAGUUGUAGGCGACACUCCAAGUACUAAAAAUUUCACAUUUGACCCCAUUUGGCUCGGAUUUUUCCCAGUUGCAUGAUGUGUAAUUAUGUGGUACAUCAUACAAACUGAAAAUCAAAAUUCAAAAGAUUCUGUGCUAGAUUUUAGGCACAUCAAGUUGUACAACACAACCUUUAAGGCAGAUAUUCAUAUUGUGCAUUUUAUGACGCUAUCUCCAACGUCAAAGCGGUGUAUAAUUCUUGUGUUGAAAGGUGCAUUUAAAUCCUGAAGUGGGUCAUAUGAAACUUUGCAGAGUCUUUGUCAUCCUCCAUUGAUGAUCAACCUGUCACAAUCAAGGCCUCAUUCAGAUUAAAAUAAUGCUCUUGAUUAAGUCUUCUCUCCUGAACUCAGACACGUAACAGCUUCUGUCUUCUCAGGAGAAGUACUUCUUUAACAGAGAUGACAUAUUUACAGCAUCUUUCAGUAAUGUCCAUUACUCAUAGAUUGGGAGAAAAAAAUGUAUAGAACAAACGAAUGUAAUGUAUAAACAUUCCGACUGAAAUAAUCGCACUUCCUUAAAGCAUGCACCCUGCCCUCCCCUCCAAACCAUUAAUACACUCAGAGUCUUAUUCCAUAAUUAUUUUUGUUGUAUUGCUUGUGGAAACUAUACAAUUAAUGCUGUUUUGUUUUACUGACUUGUUUUGUUUUGGACGUGACAUUUCCUGAUGUUGAAGUUGCUUCAUUUCUGUUAUCGCUAUUCUGUGUUCAGCUUUCUCCAGCUGAUGAAAUAGGGAGAAAUGACAGGAGAAGGUGACAGAUAAGUUUGUGGGAAGGGUUUGAGUAAGAAGCCCUCACAUUUAGCCCUAAUCAUAUCAUGAUGUUUUAAGUUUACAUACUCUAUAAAUUAUGUAUAUGUAAUGUUUAAUGUCCUGUAUAAUGGACAUUCAACCAAUCAACAUGUCCACAUCUUGAUCGUGCGCCUAGUUUCAAAAGUAGGCCACUGACCCUGACACGGCCCCAGAUUAUUUUUAUUUAUUCGGUUGCAGCCAAGAAAAGGUUAACCCUGUGCUUCUAUAAAGCCUUUUAGAAGAGAUAAGUGAUAACAUGCAAAUACAUGCAGUAAUCAAACACAAUCCUCUCAGGUUUGGAGAGCUUUGACAUCAGCAUGUAUUUAGGAGGCUUUAGCGGUAAUGACGUUUAUUAACCCUUGCAUCCUUUAAACAAGUUGGAAAUAUCUUUGCCCACCUUCUCCUACUCCCUUUUCUCAUGUUGUUGGCUGGAGAAAGCUGAUACUGACACAGACCUGUCAAGGUCUACAUCAAUGUUCAAUAUCAGAUAAGCUGUUUGAACCUUUAACCCUUUGAGCACUCUGAAAACGGCCACACUGUUUUACACAGUUGACUCCAAAGGCCUUAACAGACCGAUGGUGCAUCCUCAAUGACUCUGAAUUUACUGCAACUGUAUGUGAGAGACUUAAGCAAUAAACUGAAUGGCAGGGAAGAUGUCAUAGCUAGAUAUUUAAAUUUAGAUAUUCACUCCAAUGAUGCAAGAAACUAGAUACGGUACAUAAAUUAAGCACCAUUUUAGAAUCUAAAGAAAAAAGCUCACAUUAAAAGUAAAGAUGUUUCUAAAAUGAACUAAUAAUAGGACACAUUCUUGAAGUGCCACAGAGAUGCACAAAGGGUUAACAAAAAGACUAUGGCCUGGAAAGGCCAGUAUCCAUUUUUAUUUUUUUCCUUUUUUUGCACAUUUUUGAGAUAUUUUAAUAUCAGUAUUUUAAUUUUUUCCAAGUGCCUUUUAUUAUAGAUGAAAUGUAGAUGUAAUACAGUAUAUGAAAAUAAAUAUAUAUAUAUAAAUAAAUAUAUAUAUUUUUUCCCAGCAUCAUGUUCUAAAGCUGAACAUGCAGAAUUUUAGAGCUGUAAAACUCUCCAGUUGGUACAACAUAGGUGUGUGCUCCUGUUUUAGAGGAUUUUUAUUACGGUAUUGGUAAGGAUGUCAAUGAAAGUAAAAGAAACAAAUGUUUAAUAAAUUUGCAUUUGAUAUA